UUUUUCCUUCUCUUUUUCUCUCUCUUUCUUUCUUUAACAAACAACUGCUAAACCCAAAUUUUCCUUUUUUUUUUUCGUUUCCUUUCGCUUCCUCUCGUUUCCCUGUCUUUGUCUCUCUCUCACGAGAGCUUAAGCUUUCUUUCUUCCAAAACCCAAAACCCUUAAGAUUUCAAACCCAAAUGGGAAAGUACAUUAGGAAGGCCGAAACGGCAGGGGAAGUUGCUGUGAUGGAAGUCUCGCAGUCUUCCCUUGGAGUUCGAACCCGAGCCAAAACCCUCGCGCUUCAACGGCUACAGAAAUCGUCGACUUCUCCGGCUACGGCGGCUUCGACUCCGGCUAACGGAGACGGGUCUUAUCUCCAGCUGCGUAGUCGGCGGUUAGAGAAGCCGCCGGUUGUUGUGCACCACCAUGAUUCGAAGAGGCAGAAGCAGCAGCAGCAACAGGUGAGUAAGAAGGAGAGCAGUGGGCAAAUCCCUAACCCUAAUUCGAAUUCUCGGGUUCGGGUGGGUAGCAGGUCGGAUUCUGCCACGGAAGAGAAAAAGGAAGGUGAAGUUGGAAGAGAAGAAAUGGUGCAAGAGGAUAAUGGAAAUGAUAAUAUUAUUAAGUAUAGUAAUAUUAACAAUAGUAAUGAGAGCAAGGAUUUUGGUGGCAUUGAAGCUUCCUUUGGAGAAAAUGUUUUGGACAUUGAGGCUCGAGAAAGGGGCACUAGGGAAUCAACUCCUUGCAGCUUGAUAAGGGACCCAGAGAGUAUCAGAACCCCUGGUUCUACUACUAGGCCUACCAGCUCAGCAGAGACUAACCAGAGAGUAGUGAAUUCAACGCGUCGACACAUCCCAACGGCUCAUGAAAUUGAUGAGUUCUUCGCUGUUGUAGAAGAAGAGCAGCGAAGACAAUUCAUUGAGAAAUAUAACUUUGAUCCAGUGAAAGAUAAGCCACUCCCAGGACGAUAUCAAUGGGAGAAAGUGGACCCCUAGACACCAUUAGUGUUCCAUCAGGACUUAUUUUCCUGCCUAAUAUCUCAGUUGAUCUUAAAUUUAGGUUUUUAAGGUAGCAGGAAUUAGUCUUUAGUUGUAAGGAUGAUGGUGUUAUUUCCAUUUUCCAUCAACCUUACAUAACUUGUAAAAAAAGUAGGACCGUUAAAAAAAAUGUGUAGACUAAUGGCCUGUAACAUAACAGAGGUAACGAGUUACACAAAAAAAAUACUACAAAUCAAAGUCCUUUGUCUAACAGAUCAUCUGAGAAGGGAAGGGAAUGAGGGUGUAGGUUAGAGUUUUAGGGACUUUAAGGUCAGUCAAUUAGGUCAAUUGAUCUUGAUCUGGUACAGAAUUUAUUUUCCUUUUUUUUUUCUUUUGCACUGUAUUUUCCUCCCUUUGUUUGUCUAUACUUGUACUGAUGGAACUUUGAAAUAAACAUGAUCUCUUUCAUCCUCUUAUGUUUUGUCUUUUCCUCUAUCAUAUUUUUUUAGUGAUUCUCACAGUUAAAUUUUGGCCUUUUCUUUAUCUCCAUGUGAGACAAUGGAACUUUGAUCAUUCCAUGAACUUCAAGAUGAUGAUGAUGAUAAG
Molecule: messenger RNA, 1562 nt
Organism: Durio zibethinus
Lineage: Eukaryota; Viridiplantae; Streptophyta; Magnoliopsida; Malvales; Malvaceae
Product: cyclin-dependent kinase inhibitor 5-like
Biological process (GO): negative regulation of cyclin-dependent protein serine/threonine kinase activity
Cellular component (GO): nucleus
Molecular function (GO): cyclin-dependent protein serine/threonine kinase inhibitor activity
Source: RefSeq, a predicted model, not a curated record